Messenger RNA from Drosophila teissieri, 3438 nucleotides. RefSeq names its product phagocyte signaling-impaired protein (gene psidin). The transcript is spliced from 7 exons. Gene Ontology annotation, molecular function: protein-N-terminal amino-acid acetyltransferase activity; protein binding. Gene Ontology annotation, cellular component: NatB complex; cytoplasm. Bases 321 to 3167 code for a protein of 948 amino acids. Lineage: Eukaryota; Metazoa; Arthropoda; Insecta; Diptera; Drosophilidae. Gene Ontology annotation, biological process: N-terminal peptidyl-methionine acetylation. The record is from RefSeq and is a predicted model, not a curated record.
ACAGGGGCCGCUCUCUUUUCUUUGAAUAUGCAGUCUGAGGUUUUUUAUUUUGAAUAAAAUUUAAAGUCACUAGUUUCUAUGAAAAUAAGCACCUAAUUAGCCUUUGACUGUUUGAUUCGAGUGCCUGAGAGCCAACCGCCCGCCCCCGACCGCCCAAGCACCGCGGGCAACCUAAGGAGAGCCCCAAACGAUUGGAGGAAAUUGAUCAAAGACGACAGCGUGCCGCAAAACCCCAAAAGAGAGCGAGUCUCAGUGCGAGGUGCAUGCAGCACGUUGUAAUUAGGUUAGCAGCAUACAGCAGCACCACAUAACACGAUAACAUGGCACAUCAGCAGGGCAUGGACUCGGCCUUGUUCGAGCGACGACUGCGGCCGGUCUACGACAACCUGGAGGUGGGCAACAACCGCAAGGCUCUGCAGGAAUCCGAGAAGUUGCUCCGCAAACAUCCCACCCUGCUCUGCGCCCGGGCACUGAAAGGCCUAUCACUCCUCCGACUGGGACGCUAUGACGAAAGCCACGGAUGCCUCCAGACCGUUGCCGAGGAGAAGCCCACGGACGACUCCACGCUGCAGGUGCUAUCCUUCUGCUACCGUGAAAUGGAACAACUGGACAAAAUUGUGGAACUGUACCAACACGCUGUAAAGCAAAAUCCGGGCAAUGAGGAGCUGCUCGCUCACCUCUUUAUCUCCCAUGUGAGGGUGGAGGACUACAAGGCACAGCAGGCGGUGGCCCUGCAGCUCUACAAGGCUCAGCCGAAAAAUGCGUACUACUUUUGGUCGGUGAUCAGCGUAGUCUUCCAGGGAAUCCGUGGGCCAGAGUCGGCGUUACCCGAGAAGCGGAAAAUCUACUUGGGACUGGCGCAGCGCAUGGUCGACAAGCACAUCAAGGAGGGCAAAAUGGAGACGGAACAGGAGGCCUUUCUUUAUCUGCACAUCCUUAAGCUACAAAACAAGUACCAGGAGGCGUGGGAAUUCCUAACUGGUGAGCUGUGCGCGAAGUUGUACCCUGGUGCUCCAGUCAGCAUGAAGUUCGAGCUGCUCAAGGAACUGGGAAACUGGCGGGAGUUGAAUGAGCUGCUGCAGCAGCUGCUUGACGCAGAUCGUGACCGUUGGGACUUCUACAAGGAGUAUAUCCAAAGCUCGUUCGAGCUGCUUAGACUUACGACGCAGGGUGUGGAGAACGGGGAAAAGGACUCUCUGGCCAGAUGUCAGGAGUUUCUUCAGGGCAUCAUUGAUUCCUCAGAGCGCAAGAAAAGGGGUCCCUAUCUGGCACGGUUAGAGCUACACCAGCGCAUGCGAGCGGAGCAAUUGCCGGCGGAAAAACUAAUCGGUGACUUUGACGAGAUGGUCAUUGAGUAUUUCCGUCUGUUUGGCGACAAAUCGUGCUGCACUCAUGAUAUCGCCUUGUUCUUGCCUUCGAUCAGCAUGAACCAGAGGCAAGCGCUGGCCAGCAAGUUGUUGUUAGAGAGCGGAGUAACCUCCAUGUCGCUCCCGAAAAAUAAGGAGCAGUUGCAGAAACAUCUUUGUGCUCUGCAAAUCUCUCGAAUGUGCGGUUCCCACAUGGAUCUGCCUGUGGACCACCUGCUCGCCUUCUACACGGCCCUCAAGCUGCACUACGAACACGGCAGGAGUACUUUUGGUAAGAAAUUACUUGCCACGGAAAUGGGACCAUCGGAUGCAUACGCCUUGCUUGCGGCAAAUGUGAUGUACGACCUGAGUAGACGGGAAAAUAAGUCGGAUCACCUGUUCGAGGCUCUGUGCCUGCUGCAGUAUGUUCUGCGAAACAGUACGAGUAACUUUCACGUGAAACUGCUCAGUCUAAAGAUCUACCAUCUGUUUGGCUGCCAAGUGGGCGCACAAGAGAUGUACGAGUAUUUGGACAUUAAGCAGAUUCAGUUGGACUCCAUGGGCUAUGUGCACUGCCAACUAUUGCCCCUAGGUGGUCGGUUCUCGGGUAAUCGAAACGUGUACGAUGCCACCCUAAAGUUCUUCACGAACAGCUAUAAGGAGAGGUUGGAAUACAUUGCGUUAACAUAUCGCUUUUGCACGUUUUCUAAAAUGGAAGAGUUCAUGAACUUUAAGGAGCGGUUAACCAACAGCCUACAGUACGUGGCAUGCUCGGUGGAGGCGCAGAUCUGCGACUUGGUUGGUUGCUACGGCAAUAUCACGCAGAAUCUGACGGCAUAUGUUGCGAUGAGUAUUGAACCGGCGGAGGACAGGAUCGCUUGGCAUGAGUUGAGCGACAAUCGCGACUUGGAGGCAAUUAUCCGAUGGGAUCCGCUACAUGAGGUAGAUGCUGCGGAGGAGCGCAAGGAGUCAUUUGACCAGGAAGUUGAGGUGCUACAAGUACGCUCGCUGAUGCUUCGACUCUUUGCCUCUUUCAUUGACUUGUACCACGGCGCCGGCUUAAAGGAUUCGGCAGCGGUAGCGGACACGACUACCUUGGAACUCCUGCGAGAGUCCUGGACGGGAUUAUUCCAGAGAUUGCGGCUAAUGCACUACAAGCCUUUGGCGCAAAAAUUUCUAGUCAACCUGCUGCCCACACGCCUUCACCUGCUGCUCGACAUGCCAUAUGAACGAUUCUUUGACGACCUGGCCCAGCUGGUUCUUGACUUGCAGAGCGGGUCAGGAAAGCUGGCCGAGCAGUGCAAGCGGGUGGGUGACAACGUUAUUACGGUUAUGGAGCUGUGCGUGCAGACCAUUAACGAGAGCAACGAAAGUAACGGCAUGGACGGUCUGUGGAAGCGGCGUGGGAAGCAGCAGAAAGUGGCUGCCAGUUUGGAGAUACUAUCGCUGUACGCCUUCCUGCUGUCCGUGUUAAACGAUAAGCUGCAGGUCAGCUCAAAGACCAAGGCCAAGAAGAAGCCAGUAGAAAACAAGGUGGAUGGACCGCAACCCAUCAGCGAGAAGGAGCGCAGCCAGAUGUUGCAGGAGCUGAUGCGACAGCUGAAGCACAAGCUUGAGGCCUGCGAUGCGGCCAUACGCACCUGGAAGGCUCCCGUGCUGCCACGCGACCUGAGCUCCUUCAUGUCUGACAUGUCGUUGAAGCCGGAGGUGGAAGCCACGCUCAUCGGCGACGUUUCGGCCACCUUUAAGGACUCCCACGAGCUGAUGGUCACCGAGCUGCGCAAUCUGCUGAAGGACAAGAUACGCAUGGUGGCCAAGUAGAUGCUUCUUUGCUGUGCAAAGGCCAUCAGCCAAUCCGGCCAUCGUUGCCCAAACACAAUCCAAGUUCAUAGUUUGUUAUUUAAUUUUGUUAACGGAUACAACCGACCUCCUACUCCUACACCACAAUUAUCUCGAACACCAUAGCCAAGUCAGCACUUAUCAAUCAAUUUUCGGCAUUUCCCUCGUACAACAUAUAGAAGUUGUAAAAAGUGUAAAACAAAAAUUAGAAAAGAACAAAACAAAGAAAGAAGAUUGUGUACCGCUUUGCAAG